Molecule: messenger RNA, 630 nt
Organism: Malassezia restricta
Lineage: Eukaryota; Fungi; Basidiomycota; Malasseziomycetes; Malasseziales; Malasseziaceae
Product: peroxisomal membrane protein 4
Exons: 2
Coding region: 1-630 (209 amino acids)
Cellular component (GO): peroxisomal membrane
Source: RefSeq, a predicted model, not a curated record
AUGGCUUCGGAUCUGCGCACGGCUCUGACGAACAUCCUGCUGGAUCCGAGCAACCAGCCGAUCCUUUCUAUCAUCAAGGGCGCUCGUAAUGGUCUAGUGUAUGGUGCCAAGAUACGCUUUCCACAUGCACUUGUCAUGGUGUCACUGUUCGGAGCAGGGACGACGCGCCAGAGAUGGAAGAAAAUCGUCACAGCCACGCGACAGCACGCCACGAGAUUGGCUCUCUAUGUAACGAUAUACAAAAGUGUGCUUCUCGUCUUGCGGGAUCUGUUCCGCAACGGGAAGCAAGCAUCCAUUGAUCCAUUUGUGGCGGGCAUGCUCAGUGGCUGGUAUAUGUUUGGUGAACGCACGCCAGUCAACGAGCAGAUUGUUCUCUAUUGCGUGUCACGAUGCCUCGCCGCACUUUUACCACGUGAGCGUGUGCCCAAAAACUAUCCGCCGAACAAGGUUCUGCCUAUUGAUAAUACCGCACACCAGAUUUUCGCUGCAGUGACGUGGGGUUCGGUCAUGUGGCUGUUUGUGAACGAGCGGCGCCGCCUGAACGGUGGAUUGGUGAAUAGCAUGGACUACCUGUAUGUUUUGUCCGACAAGUGGGACAGCUUCCGAAACUUUUUAUGGCACAAUGUAUAA